GCCGCGCGCGUGGCCGCCUAGGCGCGCGCGGCGGAGGGAGGGAGCCGGGAGGCCGCGGAGCAGCCACCGCCGCCAUAUUAGGGACCGCGGAACUCGGGAUCCCGUCAGCGGUGGCCGCGGCCGCGCUUGGGGGAGCUGCAGGGACCGGAGGCGGGCGCGGCGCAGUGCCGGGAGAGGCGGGGCCGGCGCAAGCCAGCGGGCGACGGGAGCGAACCAGCUUGGAAGAAUAUAAAAGCUAUAAGGACCAGUUUUUCAAGCUAAGCCAGACCUUGAAGGAGUCAGAGCUUCUGGAACCAGAGGGCUCUGUGCCUGGGGGAGGUUCCGUGACUGGCUGACCCCGUGGCGGUACCCUGCCUCAUUAUGGACCAGGACUACGAGCGGCGCCUGCUGCGCCAGAUCAUCAUCCAGAAUGAGAACACAAUGCCCUGUGUUACAGAGAUGCGGCGAACCCUAACACCUGCCAACUCCCCAGUGUCAUCUCCCAGCAAGCACGGAGACCGCUUCAUCCCUUCGAGAGCUGGGGCCAACUGGAGUGUGAACUUCCACAGGAUCAAUGAGAACGAGAAAUCACCCAGCCAAAACCGGAAAGCCAAGGAUGCCACCUCGGACAAUGGCAAAGAUGGCCUGGCCUACUCUGCCCUGCUCAAGAACGAGCUUCUGGGAGCCGGCAUCGAAAAGGUUCAGGACCCACAGACCGAGGACCGUAGGUUGCAACCUUCCACGCCUGAGAAGAAGGGCCUCUUCACGUAUUCCCUCAGCACCAAGCGUUCGAGCCCUGAUGAUGGUAACGACGUGUCACCAUAUUCCCUGUCCCCCGUCAGCAACAAGAGUCAGAAGUUGCUCCGGUCUCCUCGGAAACCCACCCGCAAGAUCUCCAAGAUCCCCUUCAAGGUCCUGGAUGCACCUGAGCUACAGGACGACUUCUACCUGAACCUGGUGGACUGGUCAUCCCUCAAUGUGCUCAGCGUAGGGCUGGGGACCUGUGUGUACCUGUGGAGCGCAUGCACCAGCCAGGUAACCCGGCUCUGCGACCUAUCUGUGGAAGGGGACUCAGUAACCUCCGUGGGCUGGUCUGAGCGGGGGAACCUGGUGGCAGUCGGCACCCACAAGGGCUUUGUACAGAUCUGGGAUGCAGCCGCUGGGAAGAAACUGUCCAUGUUGGAAGGCCACACAGCACGUGUGGGGGCACUGGCCUGGAAUGCUGACCAGCUCUCCUCUGGGAGCCGCGACCGCAUGAUCCUGCAGAGGGAUAUCCGCACCCCACCCCUGCAGUCAGAACGGCGGCUACAGGGCCACCGGCAGGAGGUGUGUGGCCUUAAGUGGUCCACGGACCACCAGCUGCUCGCCUCAGGGGGCAACGACAACAAGCUGCUGGUCUGGAACCACUCAAGCCUCAGUCCCGUGCAGCAGUACACAGAGCACCUGGCAGCCGUGAAGGCCAUCGCCUGGUCUCCACACCAGCAUGGCCUUCUGGCGUCCGGUGGCGGCACUGCAGAUCGCUGCAUCCGCUUCUGGAACACACUCACGGGGCAGCCGCUGCAGUGCAUCGACACGGGCUCCCAGGUGUGCAACCUCGCCUGGUCCAAGCAUGCCAACGAGCUGGUGAGCACACACGGGUAUUCACAGAACCAGAUCCUCGUCUGGAAGUACCCAUCCCUGACCCAGGUGGCCAAGCUGACUGGGCACUCCUACCGUGUCCUGUACCUGGCAAUGUCCCCUGAUGGGGAGGCCAUAGUCACUGGUGCUGGAGACGAGACCUUGAGGUUCUGGAAUGUCUUUAGUAAAACUCGUUCGACAAAGGUAAAGUGGGAGUCUGUGUCUGUCCUCAACCUCUUCACCAGGAUCCGGUAAACCCGCUGGGCGGGACCACACCGUACCAGUCAUCCAGGGUCAGAAGACCCCCAGAUGUCCUAAGCUUGCAUGGACCCUGUCCCUGACCCCCAGCACACAACCCCAGAGGAAAGUGGCCGGGUGGGCGGGGAGCUGGGCCCAAAGAACCCUGAACAGUCUCAUUAAACACCUGGUUGUGAACCACAUCCACCAGUAUUUGGGUUGGGCCCAUGGUCCGGGGCUCCGUCUCCUUCUCAAAGGCCAAGAACCACCACAGGUGGCCCCAUGGCCCCAGUUGGACUGUUUACGCCCAGAACGGGAUGGACACCCCUGGGACCCUCGCCUGCAUCCAUCUGUGACUCUCAUCUCCUGGUCGGAGCUGCAUGCUCUUCCUGGAAGCCCGUGCUUGCUGCUGCCAUCUUAACCCACAUCCACCUUGAACAGACAGCCGGAUACCAGGGCUUGGCAAGGCAGUGCUAAGGGGGAACUUGAGACCCCCAGCUGCCUCUUUAUAGACAUGGGCCUCUGUGUCAACCACAUGGCCUGUAGGUCACUCAAGGGGCCAUCCCCACCUGGUUUGAAAGUGUCUUUGCUGCCAUCUGUGGUGGAAGUGUUCUGCAUGGAGCCCGUGCCUGUGGGCAGCAGGCCCCAGGUUGGGCCUGAGCAUCCUGGCUGGGCUGUUACCCUCAACGCUGCAGAGAACCUCUCCAGAGGGAUUCGUCACCUAAGGAAAGCUGAAGGGAUCUGCUCUUGCUGCACUGGUUAGGGAGUGAGCCCUUGUUGUGUUAACCAGUGGGUCCAGUGUCCUCCUUCCCCAAGCAGAACUCGAGUCUUCCUGUGCUGUGGGGUGGCUGAGAUCCCAUGAAGGCUGCACAGUUCAAGUGACCAAGGGGCAGCAUCAUGUGUCCUGCAGGUGCCUCACCAUCCUCAGCCUGGCUUGGGUGGUUCUGUCCAUCUGCACCUAACCACUGUGGUGGGGAUGGGAGGCCCUUGGUCCUUCCAGAAGCUUCUUGUGCUUCUCCUGACAUCUGAUCCUCAGAUACUGCCUCAUGUUCUUAUGUCCCUGACAGCGGGCAGGGGUGAGGCCGGAGUGUGGUGGCCUGAGUAGUUCCUUCUCAUGCCACUUUCCCCUCCCCUGUUAAUGACGACAUAUAGAGAGGGUGGAGCAGGCUGGGCGGGUGGGCCGUGCAGAGACCCAGCUGUCCCCUCUACCCAAGGUGUGUGCAUGUGUAUAUAUGUAUUUGUGACUUUGCUUUGGA
This is a messenger RNA of Nycticebus coucang (slow loris), 3089 nucleotides long. It is a transcript of the gene FZR1, whose product is annotated as fizzy and cell division cycle 20 related 1. The coding region runs from base 361 to 1851 and encodes 496 amino acids. Gene Ontology annotation, biological process: positive regulation of anaphase-promoting complex-dependent catabolic process; positive regulation of ubiquitin protein ligase activity; anaphase-promoting complex-dependent catabolic process. The transcript has 15 exons. Lineage: Eukaryota; Metazoa; Chordata; Mammalia; Primates; Lorisidae. The record is from RefSeq and is a predicted model, not a curated record. Gene Ontology annotation, molecular function: ubiquitin ligase activator activity; anaphase-promoting complex binding; protein binding. Gene Ontology annotation, cellular component: anaphase-promoting complex.